AUGAGCCCUUCGGCCUCCUGCGUCCACGCCAUCACCACCACCACCACCACCACCACGUUCAAGGGCAUCGACCCCAACAGCAGCAACAGCUCGCAGGUUUUGUGGCCUCCAGCUGAUGGAUCCAAUUUUUCAUUAGGCUUUGCUGAACCAACAGAACGACACAUGAGGAAGAACAAAAUGGCCUCUAGCACCUUUGGGACAACUGAGAAAAAUUCCCCUUCAUGGGCCAAGUCAGCAGGUGCCAAGUGUCAUGGCAGAAAAGAUUCUAAACCAUCUGGACCCCAAAGAAGGAACUCUUCUGAAGCGAACUCUGGAGACUUCCUAGAUCUGAGGGGAGAAGGUGAGAUUCGAAAAUAGGGACACAGACUUGCAGGCCAGCCUGGGACAGAGUGA
This is a messenger RNA of Pteronotus mesoamericanus, 393 nucleotides long. Its product is annotated as jupiter microtubule associated homolog 1-like. The record is from RefSeq and is a predicted model, not a curated record. NCBI's taxonomy places the organism in Eukaryota, Metazoa, Chordata, Mammalia, Chiroptera, Mormoopidae. Gene Ontology annotation, cellular component: nucleus.